AUGGCUUGUUUCUUUCAUGUCUCAUUCUCUUCUGCGUUGAUGUCCAUGGCCUUAAUUUUCCUGUCCGUAAUUCCAUCUUCUAUAUGUCACCAAGUAAACGAAAAUGAUCUUGUAAACAUUUGCUCGAAAACCCAUGAUGCCUCUGAAUGUUUGAAUCUGUUCAAAUCGGAUCCUAGAAGCUUGAACACAGAUGAAAAGGGCCUAGCAGGAGUUGCGAUCGACCUUGCGUUGAAGAAGGCCGAUGCAACCCACACCCAGUACAAUCAACUUUACAGCGACUCCAGGGAUUAUGAACUUCAGGAAAAAUAUAAUUCUUGCUCCAAGAACUACAACGAUGCCAUUCGUGAUCUUAAGGAGGUGAAAAAUGAAUUGGAUAAUAAUCGUAAUAAGCUCAUUCAUGUCGAAAUAAAUGAUGCUCUGGAAGAAAUUAAUACAUGCAUAAGAGCAUUCGAGAGGGAUCAAAUCGACCCAGUCCAAAUGAAUUACCACAACCUACAAUUCAAGCUUCUUUGCUACAUGGUUAAGUUUACGACAGAAAGUUUGGUCUAG
Fraxinus pennsylvanica is the source of this 549-nucleotide messenger RNA. The record is from the annotation of a GenBank genome assembly. Lineage: Eukaryota; Viridiplantae; Streptophyta; Magnoliopsida; Lamiales; Oleaceae.